AUGAGACCCUCCUGGUUGCGAUGGUCCCUCCUCUCGCUGUUGGCAGCGCCUGCUUUGGGUACGCCUUCAGAUGCUAUUUCGGAUCAGGAAUCAGGAAAUAGUCUCGUCAAGAGGUGGGACCGAGGAGUGGACCCCGAAACACCCUCAAUAUUCAACGGUGUCGAGGUGCCUCCAUUGACGCAGCUGACCCCGGACAAUUUCGAGGAAGUGACCAAAAAUGGCUAUUGGAUGGUCAAACAUUACUCCCCUUCUUGUCCGCAUUGCCGAACGGCGGCUCCGAUGUACCAGACCCUAUAUGAGUACUAUUACACAUCCAAUCCUUUUAUCCAAGCCACGACAAAGCCCGAUGAGGUCCAGGCGCAACAGUCCUUUACCAGCUACUACAACAUCCAUUUCGCGUCGAUGAACUGCCAGGCCUUCAGCGACUUUUGUGCGAAGAUGGGCGUCAGUUAUUACCCCGCUUGGGCAUUCUAUGAUAUGGGUGUUCAAAACGAGCCUCCCGCUGGUGCCAAGAAGAUGUCCGACAUUGCCGACAUGAUCGAAGCCAAGCUUGAGUCCAUCAAGCCUGGAUCCCGACCUCCUCAAGGCGUUGUGAUCCCAAAGGCCGGUGUGAAGAACAUGGAAAUGAUUGCUAAGCCCGAAGUGGUCAAGCCUGGCGCGAAGACGGCUGUCGAGAAACAGAGCAUCGAGACCGCAGAAUUGGAGGGCGUCAGCGCUGAGUCUGUCAAGGCCAAGCUCCAAGGGCGGCCUGCUAAUCCCCAGGGUGUCUCCAUCCCACUCACUGCGGAAAGUUUCCAAGGCCUUGUAACGACUACCCAUGAUCCGUGGAUCAUCAAGUUCUACGUUCCGUGGUGCGGCCACUGCCAGGCCCUUGCCCCGAACUGGAAUUCAAUGGCCAAGGAGAUGAAGGACAAACUCAAUGUUGGCGAGGUUAACUGCGAACUCGAGAAGCGACUGUGCGAAGAUGCCCGCGUGAAUGCCUAUCCAACGAUCUACUUUUUCCGCGGCGGCGAGAGAGUUGAGUACACUGGCCUUCGGGGCCUGGGAGACCUGGUUUCUUAUACCAACAAGGCCAUUGGUGUGGGCUCCAGCAUUCAGGAUGUGGACGCCACUACAUUCAAGGAGUUGGAACAGACGGAGGAUGUUCUGUUCUUGUAUCUCUAUGAUCAUGCGACGACCUCUGAAGACUUCGAGGCAAUGAACCGCCUUACCCUCAGUCUUGUGGGUCAUGCGCGUAUUGUUAAGUCUGACAGUGCUGUCCUUUCCGAACGGUUCAAGAUUUCCACCUGGCCUCGUCUUCUCGUCGUCCGUGAUGGACGUCCCAACUACUACAAUGCGCUUGCGCCAAAAGACAUGAGGGAUUUCCGCCAAAUCCUGUCCUGGAUGCAAACCGUGUGGCUGCCCAUCGUACCCGAGCUCACCGCGUCCAAUGCCAAAGAAAUUAUGGAUGGCAAGUUUGUGGUUUUGGGACUCCUCAGCCGCCGUCGUAGCGACGAUUUCAAGCAGUCUAGGCGCGAACUGAAGGAAGCCGCGUUGGAAUGGAUGGACAAGCAAGUCCAGCUGUUCCGACUUGAGCGAGCUGAGCUUCGUGAUGCCAAGCAAUUGCGCAUCGAAGAGGCCGACGACCGCGAUGACCAACGUGCGCUACGGGCCGCGAAAAACAUGCGCAUCACGAUCCGCGAAGACGACAAGAAGCAAGUCGCAUUUGCCUGGGUUGAUGGCGACUUCUGGGAGCGCUGGCUGCGUACCACCUACGGUAUCGAUGUAGAAAGUGGUGACCGCGUGAUCAUCAAUGAUCAAGAUAACCGCCGCUAUUGGGAUACUGCUUCAAGCGGAGCUCCCAUUAUGGCCUCGCGGACCUCAAUCCUGGAGACUAUUCCGCUCGUAAUCUCCUCCCCCUCGAAACUCUCACCCAAGUCUACCAUUGGCACCUUCGAGAGCAUCUUUUUCUUCGCACGAACCCUCCUCGGUAGCCAUCCCAUACUCUUCUUCAUAAUCUUGGGCGCCGUGGUUGCUGUGGCCACCAUCUUCGGACGUGGACGUCUUCGCCGUGGUAUUGCACGCGGUGGCAUCAUUGGAAACCCCGGCAACAAUGGUGGCUUCUUCCACCUAGAUGGCAAGGAGGGCUUCCUGAAUGGAAACUCCACCGACAAAGUCGACUAA
This is a messenger RNA of Penicillium bovifimosum, 2163 nucleotides long. RefSeq names its product putative disulfide isomerase. The transcript is spliced from 4 exons. Gene Ontology annotation, cellular component: endoplasmic reticulum. The coding region runs from base 1 to 2163 and encodes 720 amino acids. The record is from RefSeq and is a predicted model, not a curated record. NCBI's taxonomy places the organism in Eukaryota, Fungi, Ascomycota, Eurotiomycetes, Eurotiales, Aspergillaceae. Gene Ontology annotation, molecular function: protein disulfide isomerase activity.